AUGGCAGUCGUUUACUAUAUGGAAAGGAUCUACACAAAUAUUUUGGACAAAUUUUUAUUAAGAAAUAAAAGUUUUUCCGAAGCUUUUUUUUUGCAUCAAGACAGUAAAGAUUUUAAUAAACAGCCAUUAGAACCGAUAUUCACUCCAAAACUUCUAAAAACACUUCAAUUUCCGCUGGACAGGUUAAGAUCAGAAAAAGAGAACUUCAUGAAAAGAUCACCUAAAGGUAAUUGUAAAGUAAUUGAAACAUGGUGUUCAUACUGUUGUUAUAACUUUUAUGCAGUUGUGGCAUCUAGCG
Molecule: messenger RNA, 298 nt
Organism: Funneliformis geosporum
Lineage: Eukaryota; Fungi; Glomeromycota; Glomeromycetes; Glomerales; Glomeraceae
Source: the annotation of a GenBank genome assembly